Owenia fusiformis is the source of this 2395-nucleotide messenger RNA. Lineage: Eukaryota; Metazoa; Annelida; Polychaeta; Sabellida; Oweniidae. The record is from the annotation of a GenBank genome assembly.
CGAGACUUCAUUAAUUUACAUCUAGAUCUAUAUUCCUGAGUGCUGCAUUAAUUGAUACUGCAAUUUAUUUUACUUUCAAACAUUGCUGAGAUUAUAUGUGCAUAAGAUACAUUUUUUCAUCACAAUACAGAAAUUUGACCUUCAAAUAUUGACCUCGACCUGUCAGUGUCAACAUGGCUUCAGCUUACAAACAAGUACCCGGGAGAUUGGAGACAAAUCGCGAUCAGAAUGGAGUUAUUCAGCCUCUGCUUACUGAUCUGUACCAAAUUACAAUGGCAUAUGCUUACUGGAAGUGUGGCAAGAAAGAUGACAUAGCUGUUUUUGAUUUAUUCUUCCGGAAGAAUCCAUUUCAUGGAGAAUUUACAAUAUUUGCUGGACUUGAUGAAUGCUUGAAAUUUCUGAAGACAUUUAGAUAUUCUCAAACAGAUAUUGAAUACCUCAAAGGUGUUUUAUCCCCCACCACCGAACCAGAAUUCUUUGACUAUCUGCUGGACAUCUCACCUAAAGACAUCAUCCUCUACUCUAUAGAAGAAGGGACAGUGGUGUUCCCUAAGGUUCCUUUAAUACGGAUAGAAGGCCCCUUACCUAUGGCACAGUUAUUAGAAACUACACUACUUACACUGGUGAAUUACUCAAGUCUUGUAGCCACAAAUGCUGCCAGGUUUAGAAUGGCGGCAGGACCAGAGAAGUCUCUCCUGGAGUUUGGUUUACGCCGUGCCCAAGGGCCUGAUGGGGGUCUCUCUGCCUCUAGGUAUUGUUACAUAGGAGGUUUUGAUGGUACGAGUAAUGUCCUCGCAGGUAAACUGUUCAAUAUUCCAGUGAAAGGUACACACGCACAUGCCUACGUCACAGCCUUUCAGUCUUUGGAAGAGCUGAAAGAAAGGCACUUGCGUAGAAAAGGAACUGAGGAGUCAGUAGACUUUAUAGAAAUUGUAAAGUCUUGGUUGCAUAAACUGACUAAUGCCCUAGGUGAUUUUAAAAUUGGAAGUCAGAUGGGUAUUUUACAACAGGAGACCAGUGAAGGAGAACUGGCUGCCUUUGCUUCCUAUGCCUUGUCCUUUCCUGAUGGGUUCCUGGCCCUUGUGGAUACAUAUGAUGUACUUAAGAGUGGGAUUCCCAACUUUAGUGCAGUUGCACUAGCUCUCAAUGAAUUAGGCUACAGAUCGGUAGGUGUAAGGCUAGACAGUGGAGAUUUAGCGUACCUUUCUAUGGAGGUGCGCCGUACAUUCAAACAGAUAGCAUCUACAUUUGAUGUGCCAUGGUUUACUGACCAAACUAUUGUAGCCAGUAAUGACAUUAAUGAAGACACUAUACACUCACUCAAUUCACAAGGACAUUCCAUCAAUGCAUUUGGUAUUGGAACCCAUCUAGUCACAUGUCAACGUCAACCCGCAUUAGGUUGUGUAUAUAAGUUAGUAGAAGUUAACAAAAAGCCUAGGAUCAAACUCAGUGAAGAUGUAGAGAAGGUUACUAUACCUGGCGGUAAAGCCCUAUACAGACUUUAUGGGAGUGAUGGUCAUGCAUUAGUGGACCUAAUUCAGAGGUUAGAGGAGGCGCCACCCACCGUUGGUCGACGUGUCUUAUGUAGGCACCCCUUCCAGGAGGCCAAGAGAGCAUAUGUGUCCCCAGCCAAAGUAGAGUCCUUGUAUAAGAUCUAUUGGAGAGAUGGAGAGAUAUGUCAGCCUUUGCCAACACUGGAGGGAGUGAAGCAGAAAGCCCAGCAAUCUCUGGCUAAUAUACGACAGGACCACAGGAGGGCCCUCAAUCCCACACCCUACAAGGUGUCUGUUAGUGACCAAUUGUACAACUUCAUGCAUGAGCUGUGGCUGUCUAAUGCACCUAUAGGGGAGCUAUCCUAGAGAUCUAGUCCAAUAUACAUGUAAACAUGCCAUAAGUAAGCUGGAGAUAUACCCUCUAGAAUAACAUGUUUAUUCUUAGGGAGAUAUCAUAUAUGCCAUAGUGUAGGCUUCAGCAAAAAAUCUGACAUUAUUGCGCAUUUAUAACUUGCCGAGUGAAUAUGUAAAAAGAUUAAUUUAUUUUAUCAUGCUGUGUAUAGAAUCCAGAAUAGAGACAUUCGGUUCACAUCCUUGUGACCUGAAAUAGAGAUAUAUGUGACUUAAGUUUGAGAGACAUAGGCACAGUGUACAUGUUUGUAAAGUGUUAAUGAUCAUGGAAUCAAGACUCAUAGAGCACAAUCAAUUUUGUGACCGAUAACUCAGAUGAUUGCAAUCAUGCUAAGAACAGAAAAAUCCCAAAUGGUAGAAUGAAGAGUAUACAUCAUGGCAGAUAUUUAUUGCUUCAUUAUAACUGAAUGGUUGAAUUUACAUAGAUUGUUAUUUAAAAGUGUUUUGCAGUUACCUUUUGGACUGAGCAGAUAUUAACAUUGUCACUGAGA